Messenger RNA from Manis javanica (Malayan pangolin), 11578 nucleotides. It is a transcript of the gene ZNF189, whose product is annotated as zinc finger protein 189. Gene Ontology annotation, molecular function: DNA-binding transcription factor activity, RNA polymerase II-specific; RNA polymerase II cis-regulatory region sequence-specific DNA binding. Gene Ontology annotation, biological process: regulation of transcription by RNA polymerase II. The record is from RefSeq and is a predicted model, not a curated record. Lineage: Eukaryota; Metazoa; Chordata; Mammalia; Pholidota; Manidae.
GGCUGGACCGAGGCACUCUCUUAGAGCAUAACGGGAGUUGUAGUUGGGGGGCGUCCCGGGAAGGUUCCGGGUGACGCCUUCUGGUCCGGGGGCGGACGGCGAUCACAGCGCUCCUCGCCUGAAAGGAGGAGGAACUGGCCACUGGGAGGAGGCUCUAGUGAGGCCUGGAAGGCUGUGCACCCAGGCAGGGGAGGGGAUUCGGGGUUGAGGGGCGGCAAGUAGUGCGGCUGAUAUGCUUCUGGGGUCGUGACCGCUCGGGGACCGAAGCAGAACCUGGCCAGACCCAGCCUGGAGGCCUCGCCUUCGUCGGCCUAUCUUCAUCGGCCAACUAGGCCUCAUAGAGGUUCUUUUUCGUGUGACCGCCCGGCUUCCUUCCCUGAUUUUCUGACCGGGAGAUGGCCUCCCCCAGCCCCCCGCCCGACCCAAAGGGGUUGCUGACAUUUGAGGAUGUGGCUGUGUUUUUUACCCAGGAGGAGUGGGAUUAUCUGGAUCCAGCUCAGAGAAGCCUGUAUAAAGAUGUCAUGAUGGAGAAUUAUGGGAACCUGGUCUCACUGGAUGUUUUGAAUAGAGAUAAGGAUGAGGAACCAACUGUGAAACAAGAAAUUGAGGAAAUUGAGGAAGAAGUGGAACCACAGGGUGUAAUAGUUACAAGAAUCAAAAGUGAAAUUGACCAGGAUCCCAUGAGUAGAGAAACCUUUGAACUUGUUGGUAGGUUAGAUAAACAGAGAGGAAUUUUCUUAUGGGAAAUACCCAGGGAAUCUUUGACCCAGGAACAGAGAAUGUUUAGAGGAAACACUAACAUUAUUCGUAAAAGACCAAACUCAGAAGAGAAAUGCCAUAAAUGUGAAGAAUGUGGAAAGGGUUUUGUCCGCAAAGCCCAUUUCAUUCAACAUCAAAGGGUUCAUACUGGUGAGAAACCUUUUCAAUGCAAUGAAUGUGGGAAAAGUUUUAGUCGCAGUUCAUUUGUGAUUGAACAUCAGAGAAUUCAUACUGGGGAAAGACCCUAUGAGUGUAAUUACUGUGGAAAAACCUUUAGUGUGAGCUCAACACUUAUUAGACAUCAGAGAAUCCACACUGGAGAGAGACCCUAUCAGUGUAAUCAGUGUAAACAGAGCUUCAGCCAGAGAAGGAGCCUUGUUAAACAUCAAAGGAUUCACACAGGUGAGAAACCUCAUAAAUGUAGUGACUGUGGGAAAGCCUUCAGUUGGAAGUCACACCUUAUUGAACAUCAGAGAACUCACACUGGUGAAAAACCCUAUCACUGUACCAAAUGUAAGAAAAGCUUUAGUCGAAAUUCAUUACUUGUUGAACAUCAGAGAAUUCACACUGGGGAAAGACCACAUAAAUGUGGUGAAUGUGGGAAAGCCUUUCGAUUAAGUACGUACCUUAUACAACACCAAAAAAUCCAUACUGGUGAGAAGCCUUUUCUUUGCAUUGAAUGUGGAAAAAGUUUCAGUCGGAGCUCAUUCCUUAUUGAACAUCAGAGGAUCCAUACAGGUGAAAGACCUUACCAGUGCAAAGAAUGCGGGAAAAGUUUCAGUCAACUUUGCAACCUUACUCGGCACCAGAGAAUUCACACAGGAGACAAGCCCCAUAAAUGUGAAGAGUGUGGGAAAGCCUUCAGUAGAAGCUCAGGUCUUAUUCAGCAUCAGAGAAUCCACACUAGAGAGAAGACUUUUCCAUACAGUGAAACUAAGGAAAGUUUUGAUCCAAAUUGCAGCCUUGUUAUACAGCAGGAAGUCUACCCUAAGGAAAAAUCUUAUAAAUGUGAUGAAUGUGGGAAAACUUUCAGUGUUAGUGCUCAUCUUGUACAACAUCAAAGAAUUCACACUGGUGAAAAACCCUACUUAUGUACCGUAUGUGGGAAAAGCUUCAGUCGGAGCUCAUUUCUUAUUGAACAUCAGAGAAUCCACACUGGUGAAAGGCCCUAUCUGUGCAGACAGUGUGGCAAAAGCUUUAGUCAGCUUUGUAAUCUUAUUCGACAUCAGGGAGUUCACACAGGUAAUAAACCCCAUAAAUGUGAUGAAUGUGGGAAGGCCUUUAGCCGGAAUUCAGGCCUUAUUCAGCAUCAAAGAAUACACACUGGAGAGAAACCUUAUAAGUGUGAGAAGUGCGACAAAAGUUUUAGUCAACAGCGCAGCCUUGUCAACCAUCAGAAGAUACAUGCAGAGGUGAAAACCCAAGAAACCUAUGAAUGUGAUGCUUGUGGCGAAGCUUUCAAUUGCCGCAUAUCUCUUAUUCAGCAUCAAAAAUUGCACACCACUUGGAUGCAAUAAAUGUGGGGAGAUACUUAAGCACAGUUUGACUUGAGAGUAGCUGCCCAAGUGCAGUUUCAGUAUGGCUCAACAUGUGUCAGAUUUAGUGAUAAAGCAAAUUCUUGGCCUCAGGCAAAUGGUUUCUAAAGAUUCUGUGAAUAGUGGGCAAGUGCCCACAGGCAAUUGAAGACUUCCAUUAUUAUUUGUUUUGACGAUUAUAGAGAAAGACUAUUUAGGCAUCUUUCUUUAACAAAUCAAUCAGCAGAGAGAUUAAACCCAGGUUCAGAGCACUUGGUUAAAAUUAAUAUGAGAGACAAAGUUGCGUUAAUACAAGGGAGUUGGAAAGGCACUGUUUAAACUAGAAUAAUUAUAUAGAGGGUCCUCUGCCACCAUUCUGUGGUGGUUCUUUCAGUUCCAUGAUAUAUUUGGCUAUGGAUGGCAAAGUCAACUAAUUAAGCAUAUGAUAAAAUUUUCAAGGAAACAAAGCCCCUUUUCCUUUUUUUAUUUUGGGAACUGGUAUCCAAAGUUUUUGUCAUCAAGAAAGACAGUUUGGCAUGUGUUUAAAGAAAGGCUCUUUGAAUGCCUUGUGGUUCCCAGAUCUAUAAAGUGAGUGACCAUUAAUUUUACAUGUAAAGAUUAUGUGAGUAACUAACAAACCUAGCAAAGGUGUUACCAAGGAACCUUUGGGAGUGCCUUUUCUUUUUUUUUUUUAGAUGGGCCCAGAACGGUGGAGGAAGACACUACUUUUUGUGUUCUCCCGUCUGUGAAAGAUAUUUGUAUUUCUCUACAAAAAAUCUUACUCCACCACUACCAGUAGCAUGUGAAAGUGUACAUAUUUUGAUUACCAAGAGUUGGCAAUAAAAAGACCUGGAGUCUGUGCUAGAAAGCUGAGAUAUUUUGGUAUUGCUUUGGUUUUAAUGGUAACUAGACUUUGCAUGCAAUUUUAAAAUACUUAUUUAUGGUUCUAGGGCUUCCCUUAGUUAAUGGUUAUUAUAAACCUAUUAAUUCACCUGGUUUAAUCAUUAAACCUGUUUUUGUUUUUGUUUUUACUUUGGGUAAGAGUUCUUUGUUACUUUAGAUAAAAUCUAUCCUGUCAAAUACAUUACUUCAUUUAAAAAUAAGAAUCCAGGAUUUAGAGGAAAUUGCUCUCUCUCAUUCUACAUGUGACUACUUACCUUUUCUGGGAUAGUACAGCUACAGUUAAUUCCAGGUUCUUUAGUUUCUGAAUGUAGAAUUCCAAAUCUCCAGAACUCUGUAAUUCUAACUUCCUAAUGGUUUGAACAAAAGCCCUACUUGUCCCCGAUAACCUAGACAUUCUAAACACCACCUCUAAACUUUCAUCUUCCCAUCACUGAAUAUAUGUGUGUGCGUGUGUGUAAAUGUGGAUGUUGUGGUACAUUUGUGGAAAUGUACCUCUCUGUGCAUUCCCUUAUUCAAAUUAGGUACUCAUAGUUACCAUACAGUUAACUCUUCAAAGCAGAGCUUGUGGCCCAGUGAAAAGUGGAAAAAGUAAUUGAAACAUUUGAUUCUUCAAUAAAAUCAUCCACCUGCCCUAAAUCUCCCCAGCUUUACUAAUUCUAUAGCAGUGGUUCCCAGGCUAAGGUCUCAACUAAUAAUAAGGUUCUUAGGCCUGUUCUCAGUAUUCUGAAAAACCUAAUGCGAAGUGUAUGUUUUAAAUGCAUGCACACUAUGACAAUUGCUUUGGUUUUUGCUGGAAUUGCAUGUUUCUUGUAUGCCAGCUUGCUUAGCAGAAGCUCUGAUUGUUGACAUUGUAAUGUGGGGCCAUGGUCGUGUGAUGUAGUCCUACUAAAAUUACAUAGUUUUUAACACCCUUGGAUGUGAAUCUGGAGUGACAGCUCCAAACUCUAGUAUGAGACAGUUCUUGGCGAUACGUACAAUUCAUAGCUUAUAAAAAGCAUAGCCAAAAAGGUGAAUUUUUAAAAAGCAAGCUCACUACAAAAAGGAUACCAGUAUGAUAAUUAGAAAGUCAUUAAUGAAUUCUAUAAGAGCAGCUUCCAAAAUUGGGAAGAGCCUGUUUUCAAGGGGUUAAGUAGUUUCUGCAAAGUGUAGAUCAUCAGUUCCCAAAUGCUAUCAAUUCAGGACAAGUUAACUGUCCCACAUUCAAAUGGUAAAAAUAAGGGCAAUAUAACAUCUUUGUAAAAAAGUAAUUUGAAGGCCUUUCCUCUGAAAUUAUGUCCCCCCCUUUUUUUAAUAAAAAAGGCUUUUUAUAAUAAUAGUAAUUUUAGGGAUGAUCUGUUGAAUAUAUAUGCAUCUUUAGUUUUAAAAAAAAUUUACAGCUCUUAUUCUAUCCACUUCAUUUUACUGGUCUAUAAAAGGGAAUAAAAAGUAGAUUACUUGUCUGUGAAUAUAAAGAAGGACAGAGAUCAAGAUUAAAGAAAAAUCUGAGUAUUUUUCCAUCUGAAAAGGUAGUCAGUUGAAGAAAAGGAAGAUAAAGGAGAGCAGAUGGAAAUAGAUUAUCCUAUUAGAUAAGCAAAAAUUCUAACAGUAAUGGAAGGAUUUUCUUUAGAGGUUUUCUUCUGCCAAUUUGGGAGAAAAAAAAGAUUUCAUGUCUGUUGAGGGGAAGGGGAAGAAGUAGAGUGCAUUUGAGAUUACCCAUUUUUAAACAGUCAAAUUCACAUUUUGAGAGGGAAGGGUUAAGUAGACACCAUUAGGGGUAGAGUUGGGAACCUUGUCAAUAGUAUAGGUUUUGGAGUCAUAGCUGAGGAGAAUGGAAGAGAACCAAACAAUGGAAGAGCUUCUGGGGUUUUAUUUGGGCCCAUCUAAAGAACUAUGAAUAUUUAAUGGAAUUACACAGAUUCCUUGGGAUUGACACAUGAAACGAUUUUGAAAGAAAAUUAGGGUUAAAGUAGAUGAAGUAAAAUAUGAAUUAGUAAAUGUAUUCAGGUUCUCCAGAAAAACAAUCAGUAAACCAAUAAGGUAGCAGAUAGGAAGGAAGGCAUUGGCUCAUGUGAUUAUGGAGCCAAGCAGUCAUAAUAUGUCAUCUCCUAGCUGGACAACUAUGAAGUGGUAUAAUUCAGUCCAAAGGCUCAAGAACCAAGACUGCUGAUGUCCAAGGACAGAAGAUGGGUGGCCCAGCAUAGGCAGAGAGCAAAUGGGCCCUUCCUCCACCUUUUUGUUCAGUGAAUAAGAUGCCCACAAGCACUGGUGAAGGCCAUCUUUUAGUCUACAGAUUCAAAUGCAGAUCUAGAAACAACCUCAGAGACAGGCCCAGGCAAUGUUUUACGAACUAUCUGGCAGCAAUUAGCCCAGUCAAGUUGAGACAAAAUUAACCAUCACAGUAGAGAACAUUUUUAAAUGAGCAGAUAAAAGUCUGGUGGCAAAAAAAAAUCACUAUAAUACUCUAAUUUUGGUGAGUGAGGCAUUUCACUUUGACCUGUCUUUCCUAAAGGAGGAUGUCAGCAAAUCAAGGGGCAGAUACACAGAAUAUCCAGAAUAAACUUCAAACCUUUCUUAAAUCUAGUCCAGAUAUUCCAUUUUUUUACAGUUACUGUUCUUAAUUGGUAUUUGAUACCUUUUGUCCUCUGCCUCCUUCAAAAGUAUUCUGUGGCCUUGGGUGGUUGGUGGGGGUGGGUUGAUUGAUUUCUUUUUAAUUAAGGCCAUCUCUGUAACCAUGAUGCAUAGACAAGUAAAGGAAGAUAUACAUUUACUGCACAAGUGGUACAAGUUCAAUUAACAUGCAUCUUUUAAAUACCUGCCAGGUGCUAUGUUUAUAUAAGUAUUAGUUGCAUAGUUGCAUCAAGCAGUCCUUUAUCCUCCUGGAGACUUUGGGGAGUGAAUAGGAAGCCUCAUGUGUUCCACACCACAAAGAUGAGAAAAAUCACCUAACUUUACAAAACACUGAGUUUGAUACAUUUUGCACAAAUAAAACAUCGCAUAUCUCUGUCUGUGCUAUUUCCUGUCCAGGAGCCAUGUUCUCAAGAACACACCUCGUGGAGUGGUUAAGGCACACCUCCAUAUCACAUGACAGGCACUACGGCCCUGGAACAAAGUGCACUCUUGACUUUUUUUGGCCUGUGAAUUCCCUCAAGGCAAAACCAGAGCAGGACAAGGAAAGGCUGGAAAUGGCUGUAGAAAGAUGUCCUGACCUUGGAUAUCUUAAGAGGAUGUUUCUCUAACCUUGGGCUGCAGCCUUACCCUGAUUGUUCUAAACUGCCAGAAGAAUCAGUGCUGUGUUUAGAAGAUGCUCUGUAUUUCACUGUGCCCUGUACUCAAAGGGCUCACUCAGUUCUAUGCAUGUAUGUAAGCCUCUUUUUGAGAACUAGAUGUAGGAGCAUUUUGAAUUUUCAUUUCCUCCAGUGCUUGCCUCUCGAGUUGCAAUAAACAGAGACUUUAUUAGAGUGUUAAAUCGCUAUGCUCCAUAGGGAGAGUUUUUGUUGUUUUCUCCCAUCUGAAGAUAAAUGUCCACUCAUCAACAUACACCAACAAAAAGCUAGGCCCCACAUUGGAUUAUUAUUAUACAUACUUCGCUGUGUGCCAGUUACCUCUCAAUCCUCUACAUUCAAAAAACUAAUAACUGUCAGCAAUACCUUUAUCAUAUUAUUCCCUGCUCAAAACUUUUUCACAGGUCCCUAUUUCUUACUACAAGGUAAGGCUUUCUGUAAUAUCCCUGCCCAGUCUCCUCUUACCCUCCAUGGUGCCCCUGCACUUGGCCUCAUCAUUCUCAUCUAAUUCCAACAAUUUCCUCAACACAUACAUCUAUACUUUAGUUAGUACAGUUAAUUCAUAUUCACUCCCACUCAAGUGCCUUUACCAUUCAUCAAAAACCAACUUGGGAUAGGAAAAAUAUAUUUAUUCACAACUUACGUAUCUGGCACUCUACAUAAAAUAUUGCUAACCUCACAGCAACCCUGCCUUACAGACAAGGAAACUGAAGCUCAAGUUCCCAAGAUCAGAAAGCUAGCAAUAAACUAAUUCAUCCCACCUUUUUAAUGUCCUUUGGUCUGAGCACCUAGCCUAUGCCACUGUGAUUUAGUACGUAAUAUAUUGUGUACUGUUUUGUUUCCUAAUUGUUCCCUGUCUUCCUCCUCUCAAUGGUAAAUGUACAAGGACCUUGUAGUAUCUUUGCAGAGCCCAGCAUAUAGAAGGUGCUGGAUGAAUACUUGUUGCCUGAUUUUAAAUAUGUUCACAUAUAUUAAUGCUCAAUAUUGAGAGCUAAACUAUUUCAGGAAGCUUAGGACAGAUGUGUUAUAGCUGGAAAAUCAUGUUUAUUUAAGUAUUGAAGAAACAGCUGUGACAGGCUGUAUUGAAUUUUGCCAUUAAGCCUGUCUCUUAAUUCAUCCUUUCUAGGAAAUAGGCUUACAGAAUUGGUAGUAUUACAUGAGUCUCCAGGCUCUACAGAGCAUGGGUAAUUCAUCUUUAAUCUAGAAGUAUGGCAGAUACUGUUUCUAAGGACAGGUUCACAAUUCUUUAUCUGAAAGCCUUGAGAGCACAUAUGUUUUGGAAAUAAGAAUUUUUUCUAGAGUUAAUAUAGUGCUUAUGGUAUGUACUGUAUGUACAACUACCCCUGCAGAGUCUGAGUCAGCACUUACAAUCAGACAUGUUAAUAUCUCUGCAUCCCAUCAAGUGGAAUAAAGAUGAUAACCUGGAGUCAGAGUUUGCCACCAAAUAAUUUGCUGCAAGCUUAUAAGAAAACUUGGUUUGCAGAGAUUUUUGGAUUUUAAAAUUGUGGAUAAGAAAAUGUGAACCUGCUAUUGAGAUGUAUUGACUCAUUUAAUCUCAAUAAUUUGCAGUACUAAACUUUAUUUGGGAUAAGAGGAAACUGAGCCACAGAAAUGUUGUAUAAUGUGCCCUAGGUCAUAUGGCUAAUAAGUGGCAGAGCCAGCAUUUGAACCCUGACUGUCUGACUCUGGAACCUGUGCUCUUCACCAACAUGAGUACUUCCUCCCAAGGACUUUGCAGGUCACACUGACCUUAGUCUCACCCACUGGUUAUGUGACCUUGGACAACUUCCUUACCACACAGGACACCAGUUUCGUCUACUGUUGCUAUGAGUAAAAUGUUGCUAUCAGAUGGAGUCUUUACCCCAGGAGAGUUAAAUAAGAUGAACAAAGUCACAUUCCUGCUUUGCCCAAAGCGUGCUUCAAGGUUUGUAUAAGUUUUCAGAGGCUUAUAUUUUCAUUGUCACAGGUGGCUUCUGCUAAAUUAAUUCACAUUAUGAAUCAUUACAAAUUGUCUCAGUAUCUUAUUUUUGUACAGCAUGGUGUAAAUUCACAUGUGAAACUCAGCUCUUCCCCUCAAGAAGACAAGUAUCUUUAGAUUGCUUGAUAUUUCUUUCCAUAUUAGAAGUCUGUUCCCCAAAACAAAAAAGAAACGAACAAAAUAGCAGUAGAAUCAUAGAUACUGAGAAGAGACUGGGGUUACCAUGGGGGAGGAGUUUGGGUGAGUGGGUAGGGAAGGUGAGGGGGAGAAAUGGUGCACCAAAAUUCUCCGUUGUAAGUUGGUCACAGAGAUGGUAAUACAGCAUGGAGAAUAUAGCCAAUGAUUCUGUAACAUCUUCCUAUGUUGACAGUAAUGACAUUAGUGGAAGUGAGUAUUUAAUAAUAUGAGUAACAGUUGAACCACUGUGUUGUAUGCUUGACACCAGUAUAAUGUUGUAUAUCAAUGAUACUUCAAUUUAAAAAAAGCUUGUUACCUACCUCCCCACAAUUUCAUAUUGCCCUAGCUUCUCACUUGCUGCCUUCUCUCUUUCCUCUCCUUUUUCAUUUCUUCCUUUCUACUCACUCAUUUCCUUCCCCUUCCCUCCCUUUUCUACCCUUUCUUCUUCAGAGCAAGAACAAAGUCCUCUUUCUAUUCCUUCAGGCACUUAGUAAUUUUUGGUGACCUUGGCUUUUGAUACUUAUGCUUUCAAGACAUCAUCUUCUCCCAGUGAAUUAUUGAAGUUUUCUUACACAAAGUCACUCCUAGAGAGUGCCUUCCCUCUUGCCCUCCAGGCACAGCCAGGCUAAAUGAGAGUCCUCUUUUUCUGCACCCAGAUAUACUGAUAGACUCUUCUCCCCUUCCUAACCCCAGUCAAUGGCAUUUGUGUUUCUUGCUUAACUACUUAAUUGUCUAAUAUGCAAAUGUCAUGGCUUUCCUAAAGCUGAAACUUCUCUUAAUUAUUUUAAGUGCUGAGACCCAGCUUUUGUUUUUAGUAGGUGUUCUGAGUAACUACUAGAAUAAAUCUGACUGUACCAAAAGCUAGGUAGCCAUUAAUACAUUCACUCAGUGAUCAUACAAUUAAAGAAAUUGAAGUCUGUAGCCUCCUAACACUGGUCAUAUUGCCCUGAGUCGAGGAAAUGACUGGGGUUGAGAUUUCAAAGACAGCUGUAGUGCUUUAGCCAGGAAAAUACAUCAGAAAAUAGCCAGGGAAAAUGCAUUAUAUAUAUCCUCAACCCCAGUGAAAUGUAAUUUGGCCUUGACCAAAAGACGUAAAAAGCAGCCUUGAUUAUAAAUUCAUGCUCAACCCAUAAAUGAGAAUCUGAGAGGUUUCUUUAUGAUAUAGGGUCAGUGAGGCUGGUAAGCUCUAGAUGAAAAAUCUCUGGUAGAAGAGUUUUGUCAUACCAGGUAUUACCAGCAUUUAGGAUAGCUUAGCACACGGUAGGAGCUCAGCUACUUGAAUGACAGCUGAUUGAAUGAGUGAUUGCAAUAAGAAAUGUAGGAGACCUGUAACACUGGAGGCAGAGCUAUUGUAUACUGCCUGUUGCCCUGCCUUGCCCUACCUUCCUCCCUUGGCCAUGUGCCCAUCAUAGAAGAAAGAGACCUGAAUUCUAAUCUCCCAGCUCUACUCUCCAUCCCUAAAUAUGUGACCAUCAGCAAGGAAUGUAACUGUUCUAGGCUUGGUUUUAUCACCUGUAAAACAAAAGCCUUGAGCUAAAUGAACUCUAAAGUAGGUUUGAGUUGUUUAUAUGAAUAUAGUUGUCUUUAGAAAAGUAAUAGAGGUGCAUGGAAAUAAAUACUCAAAUGUUGUAGAGGCAUAUAAUAAGUAAGAAUCUUCCUGUGCCCCAUUCCCAGGUCUUUCCUCUCUGAAGAAACCGCUUGGGGCCAAUUCUGUCUUGUCCUCUAAUAUGCUUAUGCCUCUAUUUCUUAAUGUAUCUACUCUGAGCAAUAUCAUUUAUCUUUGCACUUUCCAAUACAAAGAAUUUAGUUUACUACCUCCUCCUAUAUUUUAAUUAUCAAAAUGAAUAAUGUAAUGAUUUAGAUCCAUUUCCUUUAUUACUUUAAAGUACUAUUACUACUUUACUGCUAUUAGUAUUACUUAUUACUUUAAAGCACUACUUGUUUUUUUAAAACACUGUUUUUUAACCCACCAAUUUUAAGUAGUAUCCAGAUUCCCCACUAAAUAAACUGGUAUUCACUUUGCUUUUUUCAGGUCUCCUCUUGAAUUUCCUAGCUUCUGUCAGCUAAGUCAUUACCUUCUUUUUCCACCAAAAUCAUUACGUUUUUGUUGUCCAAAGUUACAAUGUUUAAAUUCUCUUUUGUAGCUAUUGUUGUCUUUAAUGCUUUGUCUGUAGGUGAAUUCAGCAGAUUGAAAACCAAUAAAGUACAAUUAUGUGAAUAUUUAUUGCAAAACUAGGUAGUGUGCUUGGAUGUACAGAGGAGGAUGUGGUCCUUUGUCACCAAAUCUGGGCCACUUGAAGAAUAGUCCAAGCAUCAAAGUCAUAUUGAUUCUCUUAUUAUGCUCCAUAUGUUGCUCAAAAUCAUUUUACAUUUUACCUUGCUUCACAUGAAUGGCUUUUAGUUUUAAAUAUCUUCAACUUUGAAAUCUAGCAUGACAGUUCUCAAACUUGGCUGCACUUUGGAAUCACCAAGGGAGUUUUAAGGAGCACUGACAGAGAACCCCCACCCCCCAUCUAGCGUUCGACUUAAUUGGGCUGGAGUGUGGCUUGCAUCUGGGUUUUUUAAAUUUUUUCCACAUUAUUCCAAUGAGUAGUCAAAGUUGAGAACCCUCACCAUUAAUGUAAGUCAUGUCUAGUAGAGUCAAAGGUAAUGAAAUACAGAGCCCUUUGAAAGCACAAGCAGAAAGUAAAACCUGAGACCAACGGAAGGUUCAUAGAAAAUUUUAUUUCUUUUUUGGUUGUAGCUGUCUCCACAACCUGCCAAUGCGAAGAUGGUUUGAUAAGACAUAAUUCCUGCAUUCAGCUUCUGAGGUGUUUCAUUUGGUGGUCAUUAUUUGGAUGGAGAGCUGAUUUUGUUUUAAAGUCUAUUUUUUUCUUAGUCAGUCUGGGGAGCUGAAGUGUUGCAAGGAAACCAUUGUGAACUUCCAUCAGAUCCUUAAUAUUCAGAUGUAGGUUUCAAUGACUGAUUUUCUUCCUUGUGUCUAAGAA